Aplysia californica (California sea hare) is the source of this 665-nucleotide messenger RNA. RefSeq names its product ribonuclease P protein subunit p30. Gene Ontology annotation, biological process: tRNA processing. The record is from RefSeq and is a predicted model, not a curated record. NCBI's taxonomy places the organism in Eukaryota, Metazoa, Mollusca, Gastropoda, Aplysiida, Aplysiidae. Gene Ontology annotation, cellular component: nucleolar ribonuclease P complex. Gene Ontology annotation, molecular function: RNA binding.
ACGAUCGUCCGUCAAUCAUCUAACAAAUAUGGCGCCGCCCAUGUACGCAGAUCUGAAACUAGAUUGGAAAGCAAUGCCCGACAACCUUCUUGAACUUGUGGAGACGGCCUUAUCACUCGGGUAUGAACGUAUUGCAUUCAACAAUCACGUGGAAGAGCUCAAGGGUGGGAAAGGCAAAAGGCAAAGAGAAAAGAAUGAAAUUCUCCCAGCUGCUGAGAUCUUGUUAAAUGCGGAGACCUUGAAGGGUUUGCAGGUCAGAGGUCAUCGGUUCGAGCAGUUGUCCCGCGUGACGGCAGUGCUGAGAGACGCCGCCAACACACACCGCAUUAGCGAAGCUGUUCAGUUUGUCCAGCAUUCAGGCCAAAGACGCUGUCAGCCGGAACUGUCGAGCGGUACUGAAGCAUGCAGAGUCUCGGAGAACUUGCAAGUCCGUCCUGUCUGUGGUCAAGAUGACGUCACUUCCUGCCUGGGAACAACACCUUCACCAGCAGUUGGACAGACAGGGGAGGGAGGGGAGGGAGAAGAGGGACAGUUCUCCCAGCACUGAAUGCGAAACUGACCAGGAAACUCCGCCCCCACAGAAGAAGUUGAAGGUCUGAAUGUUUUGUGUGUGUGUGUGUGUGUGUGUGUGAAUAUUGUGAUGUGUGUGUGUGUGUGUGUGUGUG